AUGCGACACAGCCUUAACAAUGUGUUCCCUUCUGCUGGAUCUCCUGUAGGAAGUUGGUGUGUUGGUGUCCACUCCCCAACGUUAUCUACGCAUUGCUCCUCAGCCUACUCUGGAGGCUUCAGUGGUUCAUUAACCACUCAUGGUGGGUCAAGAAGAGUUCCACAAACCACAUCUGGACAAAGAUUUGGAAGUGUGUUGGGUGAUUACAGCCAUGAAGUGGGCAAUUCUGGUUGGAAAAAUGAUGUAGGGUUCCAUAUAAAUUCAAAGGAAACAAUGCAGCUCCUCAAUGAUCGAUUGGCUUCUUACUUGGAGGAGGUGUCAUGCCUGGAAGAGGAAAACAGAGAUUUGGAGAGAAAAAUAAAAGCCUGGUAUGAAAAACAUACUCCACAAGCUGCACCUGACUAUGGGAAGUACUUCAGCACCAUUGAUGACCUCCAAACAAAGGUACAACAUGGGCAUGAGAAUAAAAGCGGUCACUUGUAGAUGAUGAGAUAAUUUGUAAAAGCCUGUUACGUGAUGAUAGUCAAAUUACAUACAAUUAUUGAAUUAUGGAAAUGUUUUGAAGACAAAACACUAGCAUCCAAAAUCAUGCAACCUAAAUCUAUACCUCCGGUUUAAAUGGUGUAGAUUAUUUGGUUUAAAGAAAUAUGGGUAUACACAAUAUAUUGCAUUGCUUAAUUCCAGGUAACCAAGAACAACUGUCAGACAUCUGUGCAUGUGAAAGAAGACUAUUAUCUCCAAUGGGCUCCAAUUUAAAACAUGGUCUCUUUGGCAUAUUGCCCUUGUGCAGACAUUAUGGGAAUAGCAUGUAGCACUCAUAAAUAUAACAUUACAAUAAAAACAUGUGAAUUAAAGAGGAUGUCUUUAUUGGCUAAAUUAAACAUGAUUACACAUAUGUAUCCCACUGCAUUUUCAAUUAGCCAUAUUUUUAUUAUUAGGGCAUUGUUUUAUUAUAAAUGUUUCCUUUAAUCUUGAAAUCUAUGUAUCGCACUGCAUCAAGGCAACCUUCGGAACUGCAGAUUUCGUGGACUACAUCUCCCUUGAUCUAGAGAAUGUAGUAACUAAUUAAUAGGUUAUAUAAAUUUUAAACUAUAUAAAUGUUUAUUGACAUUUCAUUUUCUCAUCUUUCUCAGACUGCUGAUGCUAUCAUUGAAAAUUCCAGUCUUGUUUUGCUGAUAGACAAUGCCCGUCUGGCAGGAGAAGAUUUGCAAAUCAAGUAAGGACAAAUGGAGAAAAAUUAAGUGAGAAGAGGUAGUAGGAGCUACAGUAUAGUCAAGUAAUUAAGGGAUUUCUGGUAAAUUAUUUUGGAUACAAUAUAGCUGGUUCUAAAAGUCAAAAUUCCAUUUCAAUCAGGUACUAACUGUUUGCAAUCUAUUUGUUACGUGCUUACCAGAAGUACUGUCUGUGACAGUGGUUUCCAAUCCAGUUCUCGGGGUUCACUGGUAAUGCUGGUUUUAGACAUUUCCCAAUUCUGUACGUGCAUUGAACACUGGUUUUGGAACAACUAGUCUGGUGAAUUUUUAGAAAUGAAAAACCAGAGAGUGAAAAUGUGAUCUCGUUUUUAUAAUUUUAUAAUUAUUUGUAAUAGUUCUACAAUAUAAUUUCACUUGUCCUAUUUUUGAUACAUAAGAUACAAUAUGGAGUUGAGCCAACGCAACACUGUGGACGCAGAUGUAAGCAGUCUACGCAGGGGUCUUGAUGUUUUUACUUUGGAAAAAUGUGACCUGGAACGUCACUUUGAAGACCUCAAGGAGGAAAUAUUACAUUUGAAGAAGAAUCAUGAAGAGGUAAUGUGUUGAGCAAACUAUAACAAAGAUCAGAAAACAAUAAAAUGUAUAGCACUGAUGUAAGUACAAUAUCAUAGAACAGAGGGUCGGUGUGACAUUGCUUGAUUGCUCUACAUAGACCAGACUUUUUUUGUCUAUUACUUUUAUUGAUUUUCAAUAAGGAUUCGAUGCAGAAAAUGUAUACAGCAAUAGGCAUACAAAAUUGGUAUAUAGACACGAGGCAAGUAUGCUGAGGUGUAUCUUCCAUAUUCUAAGUGAAAAGCCUCGGUAGAAAUAUUUUAUCAACAGGUUUAACAAUAUCUAAUCGAGAACCAUAAAGAUCACAGAUAUGUCUGGCCGGGCAAUGUGGUAACUAUAUAGUAUAACUUACAAUGAUAAUGUUUUAGAGCUGGGUCAUGUCCAAUUAAGGGCCCCAUCACACCCUUUCAUCUCUUUUCCUUUUCCCCUUUAAAGCAGAUUUAUCAUUAGGAUCCAAAUUUCCCAACCUUAACUUGAGCCUAGAAGAACCCUACAUUUAUUUGUUCAUUAUGUUCAUUCAUUCACAAUCAUUUUGCUUUCAUAGGUAAAACAGAAACAUGGAUACUUCUCAUAAAUAAUGCAACCUGUGCUGCCCUUAUAUCAGUAUCCUUUAUCUUCUCACACUCUCCACAUCCCACUAGAGCUGAAAGACAGCAUGGUCAUAUAUUCUUAUAUCACUCUGAUGGAAUUGGGUACCUAACCACAUUUCCUUACCAUAUCUCCUCUAGAAACCCAAAGGCUCAUAUGCUUUGUUAUAGUGAAUUUGGCUAAUAUCUGCCACCUCAUCCUUUACCAAACUUUUUUUUUUUUCCUAAUGCUAUAGUGUCCCUUUCCCCCUAGUGUCCCUUACCCGCCUCCAGCGAACAGAAGGUUAAAAGCAAAAGUGCUCUAUCGAUCUCCUCCUCCAGGAACAUCACAAUAAUGAAAAAACAUAACGUGUAUGCACAUUAAAGCUUCCCCAUCGGAAAGCAUUGGAUCAAUGAUGCUUGAGGACACUUGAUGCAAAGUAUUACAAUGCCCAAUAUAAUUUCACAGAGUUAACCUCCAUGAAAAUCUAAGUACCUACAUGGAAGACAGCCACUAGAGGUUGUUUUAUCCCUGCAUUGUAAAUAUUGUAAUUUCUCUGAAAUGGCAAUGUUUUACAUUACAAGGUUAAGGAGACAGGGACACUUUAUCUAGGCCACUUCAAUGAGUUGAAGUGGUUUGGGUGCCUAUAUUGUCCCAUUUUGUGAUUAAAUCUGUGUAUUAUCAGUGCUGCCUGUGCUUUAGCUGUGACACAAUUUCAGCAGUAAAACAAGCCCUAACCAUCAGGAAGUAUGUUAGAAUGGGGGAGGGUGUGGGGCAAAUAUGUAUUUAUUUAUUUUGUAAAAAUACUACAACAUUGAGUACAUUCACAUGUAAUUAAAUAAGCCAAAAGCUGUAAGGUGUAAAUAUGUUGUUUUUGGUAUUUGGGGGUUUCCUCUACAUCUAAUGUUUUGGUUUUAUUUUUGUAGGAAGUGACUCGCCUUCGUGCUCAGCUCGGUGCCAGAGUUAAUGUGGAAGUCAAUGCUGCGCCUGCAGUUAACCUCAACAAGGUUUUAACAGAAAUUCGAGAAGAGUAUGAAAAGUUGAUGGAACGGAAUAUAAAUGAUGUGGAGAACCGGUUUAUCAGUCAGGUGUAGCCUUUCUUUCUUUUCUUUUCUUUCUUUUGUUCUUUCUUUCUUUCUUUCUUUCUUUUUUUCUCAUGACACAAAAUAACUGUUUACUCUAUUUUGUAAAUCUCUUUUUUUUCUAUCAGAGUGAAGAACUAAAUAGCCAAGUGCUUGACAGAACUGAAAAUUUAGAGUCCAUGAAAAGUGAGACCAUUGAGUUGCGCCAUACUGUGCAAACCCUACAGAUCGACCUACAAACUCAACUUAGCACAGUAUGUUUUAAUGAUUUCAGCAAAAGAAAAGCGAUCAUUUGUAACAUCAUCAUGUUUUGUGUCCAUAUCUCAUUGCACAAAAUCAAAACAAUUUAUUCUUUUAAAUUCCAAGAACUUUGAAGUUCAAUGAAAUUGAAAAAACUUAAGGAUGUAGGGCAGGGGUGGGCAACCAGAUGUAGUGGACUACAUCCCCCAUGGCAUCAUGGGAGGUAUAGUCCAAAACAUCUGGUUGUCUAUGCCUGCUGUAGGGUAUGGCAAACCUUGAUAACAUCUGGAUAAUCCAUAAAACAAAGUGAAAUUUUAUUUCAAAUUUGAGGCAAACCAGAGCAGACAAAUAUGGGGUCCAUUUGGAAUCAUAAUGCUUAACAUCUAUGUGAAAUUAUGCAUGGAUAAUAUAUAUUGUAUGCUUGAGCAUGCAGGUAUCAUGUAUAAAACAGCUAAAACAGGUGCCGUAGUGCACUGCCUUUGACUAUCUUCUAGUGGCUGAUAAUGCUGCAGUGUGUACUUCAUCCAGUAGAAAUUAAAGGGUGUUAGUGCAUAAACAGUGGCAAAUUAUACAUUUUUGCAAAAAUUUGUUUUGGCCAGCUCAUUCAAUGUUUUGGCCAUAUCCAAACCAAUCGAUCCAUGUGGGAUCUACCUGUUGAUAAGACUCCACAGGUAAAUUCUGGAAGAACCAAUUAGUUUGGGUGUGGAUUAAAUGGAAUUUGUUUCCAACGAAGCUGCCAAAACACAUUUUUGGAGAAGUCUACUUACAAUGAUGACCAUAUAUCUCAGUAAGAGCAUUACAACAGUAAUGUAGAAUAAUUAUGACAGAUUACCUAGAAUUACAGAAUUAUGUAUCUUCACAUGCCAUAUGAUGCCUCUUUUGAUAGUUCUUUGACUGGGCAGGACUAGAAGAUGAAGCCAUAUCCACCAGAGAUAGUAACAAAGUUGGUGCCCAGAGGUCUGUCCAAUGGCACACACCAUUGGAAUUAAUUCAGUGGCUUCCCAGGACAUCUUGCCGCAUCCAUGUCCACUUUUGACUUUACACCAAAAUAGAACCAACCUUUUGUCAGAUUAAGAGAGUUGAGCAGAUUUAUAAAAAAGGAUGUGGAGUUCCUUGGCCACAAAAUGAACCAGGUUCUUGGUGAACACCCCCUUCUCUUUCUUCCACCUGUAAUACAUUGACCUCCAUUAGUAUUUGCUUCCAUAUAUUUACUAUAUGUCUUCAUUAACAAAAAUACACACACAAUAAUUUUCUAAAGAUGGAUAUAAUUUUAUGUGUCACAAAACAAUUUAUUUUGGCACUGGGGCUUUAAUUCAAAUUUUUUUAGAGAUAUUUCUUUUCACCCAUAAUUAUUUAUCCAUCUCAACCCUUAUAUAAUGCAUAUUUCUAUAUUGUAUUUAUUUGAAGGAUGGUAAUAGGAUUUGUAAACAUGUUCAUAACAUGGAAGGCAAGAUAGAAUUAACCUUUCAUUUGUUUUGCUCUGGUUUCUGGUUUUAGAAUUGUGCCCUGGAGGAUACUUUGACAGAGACAGAGAACAUCUACAGAUCCCAACUCUCCCAGUUACAAGGUUUUAUUGACAGUAUUGAAGACGAGCUUGGGCAGUUUAGAUGGGACUUGGCACGUCAACAUCACGAGUACAAGAUUCUAAUGGAUGUCAAGACUCGCCUGGAGAUGGAAAUCGCCACUUAUCGACGUCUUCUGGAAGGGGAAGACAUUUAGUAUGUAUAGAAGGACGUAACGCCACAUACAUCUAAUGCUAUAUUUUUAUUGCCGAUAAUUGGUCAUCAAAAAGGGCUUAUAUAUUUUAUUUAUUCUUUUUUUCUUUAUUUAAUGAUGGCACUGUGAUAGCCAAGUCAUAUAUUGUAAUGAGGGGAAGUACCAUCAUUGGCUAACCAGUUAUAAUGCCAUUGUAAGCUUUCAAGACUACUUAUGUCUCUUCUUCAGACCUAAUUAUUAAUCACCACAAAAUUCUAUCUUUGUCCAAACAUGUAUUUAAGAAGAGAUGGGGCAGUCUUCCAUAUAUUCUAAAUUGAAAGGGGGAAAAAAGUAAAAAUGUGUGACUUUCUGGGGGAGAAAAUGUGAGGUAAUGAAUUGAAUGUGUAUUGCUAACUAAGUACCCAAUUUAGUAUUGUUGGAUAUUUAUUUUUUUAUUUUUCAAAUUAUGCAACAUUUUGGGCUAAACUUUAAAAUGAUUUACCAUUAUGAAAAACAUUGUCAUUUUGUGAUAUUUUGAUUUUUUUUUCUUUAUAUUUUUGAUAUUGUAAUAUUCUAAAAAAAAUUUUAAUAACUUUAGUCAAAAAUGUUAAAUGCUUUGUAAGGCUUAUCCAACAAUACUAAAUCGAGACCCAAGUGUGCAUGCCUUGUAUAAAUGCAUGCCGUUACUAUUAUGUACAUUCAUUUAACAAUAUGCAUACACGUGUACUCAUACACAAGACACAUUCUUUCACAUAUACCAUACAGACAGAAGGUCUUUACCUAUAAUGGAGUAUACAUAUGAUGAAGAUUGCAUGGACCAGGUUGGACGUAAGACUUCCAAAACAUAUAAUGCAUCACUGGAGCCAAUUCAACAUUUUUAGAAAUUUUGGCAAUAAAAAUAUCACCUUCCCUAAUAGUAAGCAGAGUUAAGGGGCUUGUUUGAAGUGUUUGUACUCUGAUAUUUUAAGCUGCGAGCGAUUCUUUACAUCCUUUGUUACAGCAAACCACUAAACGUUUCUCUGGAUACCAUUCUAUUAUAAUUUAAGUACACUCACCAGAAUGAAUAACACUUUAUGUUUGAACACACACAAUAUUCAGUAUCGUGAACUUUAACCCUAUGUAUCUAAAUAUUUGUCUUUUCUUUCAGUGUUCCCUUAUCCCAUUACUCAGAAAACAAAGGUAAAUAUGAUAUGAAUAAUUUGAAAACCUUAUUGUAACCCUCAAGAUGAUAAGGUAGACUGACUUGGAAAUCCAUCAACUGUUAGAAGAGUCAACUGUAUGCCGAAUUAAAAGUUUGCAUAAGCCAGCAUUUGUUUAGCAAGUCAUACCAUUGGCUAAUCAUCAGAUGGUCUUUAAAACUGAGAGGUUGACAGUUGGUUAUUCAUGAAAAAUGUUUAAAGUAAAUAUAUUUAUGGACCUCAUAGGGUCAAUGGAUUUUUAUCCUUCCGUGUAGAAAAACAUCUCAUGCUUUGUUAUUAGACUGGACGUAUUAUUUUUCUCUAUCGUACUUUGUAUAUUUCAGUUUAUUAAACAAUCCAGGAGUUUAUGAUUAUGGAAGCAGUUAAUGCUCUUAAGAGUUUAGUUUGUUCCCCUUCCCCAACCCUGAUAAGUUGCUUCAAUCUUUUGAUCUAAGCAAAUUUUGGCCAAGUCGGAAAAGCGAGAAGAUUAGAUUGUAUUUCAAGGAAGAAGUAAUUAGUUGUGUACAUUUUAUCCUGAAGUCAUUGAAAAUUCUGAAAACACGUUUGUCUGUCAUAGGACAAUAUCUGACCUUUCACUAGGCACCUACAUUGAAAUAAAAUAUUGCAGGGCUGAACAUAUAAUUAUCAACUGUAAAUAUUACAUACAUGGAAUCUUUUUUAAUAUCUAAUUAAUUUCUGUUUUAGACUCUCGCAGUGGAUUGAAAAUAUUUUCCAUCACAGAAGAGUUUGAAAAUGGUAAAAUUGUGAGCAAAUCCACCAUAUUAAGAGAUGAUCUUAACUAUAAAAAUCUGAACAUUCGAAAUCUAUAA
Molecule: messenger RNA, 7397 nt
Organism: Pelobates cultripes (western spadefoot toad)
Lineage: Eukaryota; Metazoa; Chordata; Amphibia; Anura; Pelobatidae
Source: the annotation of a GenBank genome assembly